AUGGAGAGCGGCGUGGCGCUGGUGGGGGCCUCGGCGGGGGCUUUCCGGCUGCUGAACGCGGGGCUGGAGCGGCUGGCGCCCUCUCCCGCGAGGGGAAAUCCGUGGAAGUGGCGCAACCUGUGGACCUCGUUGGCACACAGCCUCCUCAGCGGCGCAGGCGCGCUCCUCGGGUUCGCGCUGCACCCAAGCAUGGCCCAGGACCUCAUCGAGGGACACUCGCCCGCCUCGCACCGCCUCCUCGGGGUCUCUCUCGGGUACUUCCUGCAGGACUUUGUGGACAUGGCCAGCAACCAGACGCUGCAGCAGUGCUGGGAGCUGCUCUUCCAUCAUUCGGUGGUGAUCGUCUGCUUCGGCUUCGCCUUCCUCACCGGCCGCUUUGUAGGCUUCGCCAUGGUGGCCCUGCUGGUGGAGGUUAACUCGGUCUUUCUGCACCUGCGCAGCCUGCUGCGGAUGGCCGGCCGGGCCCCGGGGGCCGCCUCCUACCGGCUGACCCGCCUGCUCAACCUGGGCACCUACCUGGUCUUCCGCAUCAGCACCUUGGCUUGGAUGACGCGCUGGCUGGUGCUGCACCGGGAGAUUGUCCCCACGGGUCCCUACGCCCUUAGCCUGGUGGGCAUGUCCAUCAUGAUGCCCAUGAACAUCAUCCUCUUCUGCCGCCUCCUGCGCAGCGACUUCCUCUCCUCCGGGCAGCGGGAGAAGGACAAGUGACCGCCUGGGAAACGGGAAGGGCUGGAGGAUCUCAGGUGACCCUUCGCCAGCCAUCGGUCACAGCAAAGGUGUGACAUGACAAAGGCGGAGUUUCCAAAAUAGAGCCUCUCUAAGAGCAGGGCCCAGGGGACGAAGCUCUUUAUCGGAGAGAUCAAAAGCCCUUGCUAUUCCUUGGGGAGAAGUAGCAGGACAUCCCUAAAAAAAGCCAAAGAAUUCAAAUGGCAAAUUACCCGUAAUAAUAGUUAAUUAUCAGCAUUAUUAUUGAUCGCCAUCAUUAAUAAUUAAUCGUUAUUAUUGAUCACCAUCAAUAAUAAUUAUUUAUUACCAUCAUUAAUAAUGAUCAUUGAUUGCCAUCAUUAAUAAUGAUUAUUAAUAUUACUAUUAUUUCGUCACCAUCCUUAAUAGUAAUAAUUAUAACAAUAAAUUAUUAGUGAUGGCAAUAAACACAAAUUAAUGAUUUUUUAUAAUUAUUGUGGUAAUAAUGAUUAUGAUUCAUGCUUAAUAAUAAUGAUUAAUAAUAAUAGUUGAUAAUAACAAUUAUUUCGCUCAGAGAUAAAUGUGUGGUCGGUACAUUUCUCAAGGGAUUGGGAGAGACAGGCGAAAGGGCAGGGAUUUUGGGAGCCUGGCACCAAAAGUCGGGCUCUAUUAAGCUCUAUUGGGAAGCCGCCCAUUCACACGAAGUCCGUUUAUAGAUCUUUCCUUAACCCAAAACAGAUUGCUCUGCUCCUUCGCUCUCGUUGCCUCAAGACUGGGCUUUGGAGAAUUCAGGGAUACCAGCCGCCAUUGCCGAGCCUUUCCUUGAAGUUGAGGGCUGUGCCUUUAACCUGCUCAGAGCUUUUUAGAGGGGAAAUAAAUGCACACACAUGCUCCCUUUUUAUUAUUAUUAUUGUAAUUGUAAUAUAUAUAUAUAUAUAUUGGAUAACCAGUUGUAUUCAUAUGUUUAUACGGAGUAACAGUGAUAAUAAUUAAUAAAAAAAUUAAUUCUGAAAA
This is a messenger RNA of Anolis carolinensis (green anole), 1698 nucleotides long. It is a transcript of the gene tlcd2, whose product is annotated as TLC domain containing 2. NCBI's taxonomy places the organism in Eukaryota, Metazoa, Chordata, Lepidosauria, Squamata, Anolidae. Gene Ontology annotation, cellular component: plasma membrane. The record is from RefSeq and is a predicted model, not a curated record. Gene Ontology annotation, biological process: phospholipid homeostasis; membrane assembly; plasma membrane organization. Bases 1 to 708 code for a protein of 235 amino acids. The transcript is spliced from 4 exons.